AUGCAGCAUCUACUUCUGGCUCUAUCCCUUGCGGGACUGAGCAGUGCCCACGGGGUCGAGAAGCGUGAUGGAUACCAAAAGAGAGCCAUACCAAUGUGGAUUCAGGCAGUAAAUGAUGACAUGGCACGAUCCACCAUCCUUGCCCUUGGUUGUGCCGCCGCUGCCUUCUACGUCUGGUCACUCGCCUUCCGAUUCUCUAACCACCAGCGACGACUAGCCAGCUUCACCGACGAUAAGCAGCGAUACUUUGUGCCAGCACACCACAGGUUUUGCUGGUUUAAAGAGCAUUUAAUCUAUGCUCCUCUAUUUCGCAUACGUCACAAUCAGGAAUUUCAGCUCUCCUCAGCCAUUAAUAUGGGUAACCUCCCCAGUCGCUUUCAUGGACUCCUAAUCGCUGGUGUUAUCGCUAUGAACGUUGCCCUGUGUACCGUGGCCACUCCCUAUGGAUCGAAUGAGGUGACUCUUUCGGGUAUUGUGCGUAGCCGUACUGGCACAAUGUCUACCAUCAACCUGAUCCCGCUGGUCCUAAUGGCUGGCCGAAACAACCCUCUUAUUGCCAUUCUUAAUGUUCCCUUCGACACUUGGAACUUGCUUCAUCGCUGGCUGGGCCGCAUCGUGGUGCUCGAGGCUCUUGCACACACAUUUGCCUGGUGCAUCCCCAAAGCUCAGGAAGCCAGUUGGGAUGUCGUCGGAAUUUCCAUUUUUUCGAACAGCUUCUUUAUUGCUGGGCUUGUUGCUACAUGUGGAUUCACAGCUCUGAUGCUGCACUCGCCGUCUAUAAUUCGGCAUGCUUUCUAUGAGAUAUUCGUCCAUUUUCACCUUGCCAUCACAGCGGUCUCUUUUGGUUUUCUUUGGGUGCAUCUCGACGGCUUUAUUGACCAGGCUUACCUACUUGUCGCUAUCAUUCUCUGGGCCCUAGAGCGAGCAACCCGCCUGUUCAUCAUCGUGUACCGCAACAUUGGCCGCGAGUCCACCACCGCCACUGUUGAGGCGAUGCCCGGUGAUGCGAUACGCAUUAUCCUUCGCGUAGCUCGGCCGUGGACGUUCAAGCCCGGUCAACACAUCUAUCUAUAUAUCCCGGCUGUUGAGUGCUGGACCUCCCACCCCUUCUCUGUCGGUUGGAGCGAAGCUGAGGAGACUAUUUCGAACGAGAAGUCGCUCCCGAACACAACACAAGACCUCCUUGGCGCCCCUAAAAAGACCACCCUCUCUCUGCUUGUCCGCCGCCGCACGGGCAUGACCAACAAACUAUUCCAGCGCGCCGCGAACUCUCUCUCCUCCCGUGUGACCCUGCGUGCCUUCGUCGAAGGACCCUAUGGCAACAUCCACUCCAUGGACUCCUAUGGCACUGUUAUGCUCUUCGCCGGCGGUGUUGGUAUCACACAUCACGUCCCCUUCGUGCGGCACCUAGUCGCUGGUUUCGCUGAGGGAACAGUGGCAAUCCGCCGCCUAACCCUCGUCUGGAUCAUUCAGUCUCCCGAGCACCUUAAGUGGAUCCGCCCCUGGAUGACCAGCAUCUUGGCUAUGGACCGCCGACGCGAAGUCCUCCGCAUCAUGCUCUUCGUAACUCGACCACGCAAGACAAAGGAGAUACAGAGCCGCUCAGCAACGGUGCAAAUAUUCCCUGGUCGGCCAAAUAUCGACGUUCUCGUCGGUAUAGAGGUCGAAAACCAGAUCGGCGCUAUGGGCGUGUUGGUAUGCGGCAACGGUAGCUUGAGCGACGAUGUGCGCAAGGUCUGCCGGAAGAGACAGGCCCGGUCGAAUAUUGACUACAUCGAGGAGAGUUUCUCCUGGUAG
Penicillium lagena is the source of this 1797-nucleotide messenger RNA. RefSeq names its product ferric reductase family protein. Gene Ontology annotation, cellular component: plasma membrane. Gene Ontology annotation, molecular function: ferric-chelate reductase activity. Bases 1 to 1797 code for a protein of 598 amino acids. The transcript has a single exon. NCBI's taxonomy places the organism in Eukaryota, Fungi, Ascomycota, Eurotiomycetes, Eurotiales, Aspergillaceae. The record is from RefSeq and is a predicted model, not a curated record. Gene Ontology annotation, biological process: iron ion transport; intracellular iron ion homeostasis; copper ion import.